Molecule: messenger RNA, 4223 nt
Organism: Orbicella faveolata
Lineage: Eukaryota; Metazoa; Cnidaria; Anthozoa; Scleractinia; Merulinidae
Product: meiosis inhibitor protein 1-like
Source: RefSeq, a predicted model, not a curated record
AAUAAACACGAAAUGCACCUGCGCAGAAACAAUUACCGCAUUGUAUUAGAUCGUGGGCUCGUAAAUUUCGCUGGAAAUACUGCAAGUGUCAUUACAAAGAUGAAGCCAGCCGAAAACUCACUGAGUUUCUUCACCAAAAAUCACUCAAAACACGAUUCUCAAUGGAGAAUGACAGGGGCAAACGUUUCAGUAGUUUGCGUAGCGUGUUUGGUAGAGCUUUUGGAAAAUGCUGAUGUUCUCCACCUUCGAAAACGCAAGGCCCUUCGUGAGGUUGUCUUUCUUCUCUCGAACAGCCAAGUUCUCUUGGAACUUCUUUCCCAAAAUGCGAGAAUCACCUCCCACCUCUGCAGUGUAAUAAUGGAUCUGUUGACCUCAGAGAACGAACUUCUGAUGAACACGGCAAUCGAAGCUCUUGACAUCGUAACGGUCAAACUACGAUCAGAAAGCCUGGUUGCAGAAAUUGUGGAAAAGUUGGAGAACCAAAUAAUCAAAUUGAAUAACUUGAAGAAAUCCUAUCCUUUUGUUGUGGCCUUGGGGAGAUUUCUAAAAUCAAUUCCGGCUUUAUCUCAAGUAAUCGCUAAAGAUUCGUCCAGUUUGAUGGAAUAUUUGCUUUCCAACCUUCUGUUUCCGGAAGAUAAUGUCAAAGCAGCUUUUCUUUUCGUCCUCGUGCAGAUUUGCUCGAACGAGGAGGCGUUGAACGGGUUGAGUUUGCAGAUCAAAGAGAAGAUAUGUAAGCAAACAUGCGCCGUUAUCAACUGCUCAAUCGGCAUGGAUGUUCAAAUAAACGCCCUUAAAGUUUUGAAGCUGUUUGCCAGACAAUCAGACGUGCUGAAGUCUGUUUUGAAGCCCUCAAACACGGGCAACUGCGCAAUGGUGGAAAGCUUGAAGAAAUUGCUGCUGUCACCAAACGAAGCAAUCCAGAUCGGAACUAUACAAUGUAUCACUCAGAUAUUAAGAAAUGACCCAGUGGAGAAUGAUUACACUAGAGUCUUCCUGACUUGCGGAAUUGGAGAGAUGUUACUUGAAGACUUGGAAUGCUCCAGUGACAUAAUUCUGGGGUCAGUGUUCUGUUGUUUAGAUCAUAUGGUUAGAACUCAAAUCUUUUACUCCGAAGGCUACUCCGUGUACGGUAUAGAGUCAGUAAUCGUUGGUGUAUCGAAAGCCAUCAAGCUCAAGAACCACGAAAUAAUCAGGCAAGCCACUCAUGUGUUAGCACUGAUUUUAUCAAAGCAACCCUCUAACGUCCAGCUCUUUCCAAAUGAUGAGCUCUGGAAGAAGUGUGCUGGCGUGCUGUUCGAGUGUCUGCAGUCUGCAGACCACAGGGUGCUGACUCAGGCAGCGAAUGCAGUGGAACAUUUUCUGAACAUCGACUUCUUUCCCCCAUCAAUGGAGUUUGAAGCUGUUAUUUCUCUUGUGUCAAGCAUUACAUCACAUUUACAGAAGUUCACCAAGCCAAUGAUACAUUUUAGAAAUAUUCCCAAAGGGGCACUCGAGACAUUUCUGUGCACUCUAUUAGAGGUACUCAAGAAGAGUUUCCAGUUUGUUCAAGAUUACCAAGAUCGCAAACCAUCCUAUACAGCCCUGCUAAUACAGAAUGAAGCAUCAAUUUCAAAAGAGAAAGAAGUGCUAGGCCAGUUUGUGGAGUCGUUGUGGAAAGUCAUUGAUCAAACAUGCGUUCCAGCCUUAGUGGUGAACUGUGAGGCUAUUGAGAACCAAACUGUGUUUAAGAACGUUUUUGAGAUCCUACAUCUCUCCGUGUCUUCGCUGAGUAUCUGCAGGAAGGUUUUUGCCCAAAAGCUUGCCUCAGGGUCGUUUGUUCGACUGUCGCUUGAGAUCAAAGAAAAAUUCCAUAGAAGAGCAGAGAGCAGUGAGCUUGGAGAUGCAAUAGCAACAUUCUUGACAGAACUUUGUCUUACACUCAGUGAUGCCUCUGACAGCAUUCAGCUUGGAAAAUUGUUGAAGACAACUGACAUUGGUGGUAUUUAUUCCUCAACAACGUGCUUGAACUUGCUGACCCAAAGUGCAGUAAGGCAAGGUACUAAUGAGAUCAUCGACGACUCACUCUUCAGCACACAAUGCGCUUGUAUUGAGCUGAUGUAUGUGUCGUUUGCUCACGGUGACGAGAUAGUUCCUGUUGAGCACCUUAUGACAAGUCUACACAAGUAUCUUGUCUUGCAUCAAGAUCUCAGAAUCGUGCCUCGCGUCUCACUGAAACAUUUGUUGUUUCUCUGGACGGGAUGUUACAGAAGGCUAAGGACAUUACCACUGCAAUCUACCGUCGUCGAAAACAUGAAAGCUUCCCAAGAGAUUCUAGAGCAAAGUUUGGUGAAGUUCAAAGUAGAUGAGUUUGAAUCCAUUUACAUUCAUGACCCUCUCUUCGUUUCCUGGAUAUUUUCUCGUGAAUCUCUGGCACAAGCCUUUGGACGACAGGCUUUGAUCAGCUUUCUAGGAACAGACACAGCACAGGACUCUCCCAUUAACGCAGAACUCUACAAUCUUCUAGCAACUAACUUACAAAGCUUUCGCACGUUUGUCUCGCUCGUUGAAUGUAACGAGGAAGCUAUCGCCAAUCGUGUAGUGACCAUCCUGGAAAGAUUGAUCGGCCAAGAUUCAGACGCUUCAACAAAGCUAAGCAUGUCCAAUCAAAGGUCACUGGCAACUCAUAUAACAAGUAUUUUUCACAAGCUUUUCCUGAGCCACAAGGCUAAUCCUCUUCAGGAGCACUCAAUUACUGCCAUGCUGAAUGUGAUGGUGGCUGUCCAAAUGAAGAACCUGGCAUUUGACAUCAAGCUUUUGUACCAUGUCAUUAACUUGUUGACAUCAACCAAAUGUUGUCAAACAUUCUCAGUCGUCGCCUUCAAUUACCUGAACGUGUCGUUAGCUUGGGACACACACAGAGAAAACCAGAGGGUUGCUGCAGUGCUUCUUUCCAACAAAGGGUUCUGUAGCUUUGUCCAAGAGAUUCUGAAUGCCAGCCCAGCCAAAGAUGAUGGAGAGCGGAGGGAUUCCCUGGAGGAUAUCAAUUUACUAGCGAGUAUCUUGAUUCUCAUCUCGUCCCUUGCAAACUCCCAGAUGCUGGCUCAGAAAGACGACCAAGAUGCAUUCAGAAUUGACAAGAACUGCAUGAUGAAACUCGCCAAUAAACGGCAAAACAUUUUGGGACUUUCAAGUCUUGUUUUCUGGGAUUCCUUCUUUAGAACAACAGGUGAAUCAGAAAACCCUGUCGUGGUGUUGUCAGUUAGGACCCAGGAGAAGUAUCAGCCCCUUGAGAAGCUAUCCGAUGUGGAUCUCCACGUAUUGCUUGUUUACCUGCAGAACUCCUUAAUCCAUGACAGUGAGACUGUAAGGCAAUGUGCAGUGAAGUGCUUGGACAGCUUCCUAACCUACGUUCCAAACGCCAGCUACUUCGCAACUAAUCCAUGGAACAAAAUCGUUCUGGAAUCACAGUUAUGUGAGCUCAAUGUUAACGUUGUAACCCCGAGCUUGGUUCUGUUUUGUUUGCUCAUUCUGCAACAUGCAGAGGCUGAUGAACACCAACUGUCUAGCGUCCUUCAAAAUGCAGUGAAGUCCAUUCUUGAGAAAAUUCCGAGCAUUCCGUGUUCAGAGCGAGAACUGUCGUGGCAGUGUAUUAAUCUCUUGGUUCAAGUGUUAAGCUCGAAAGAGUUCAUGCCAUCCAACCAAAAGGGUGCUGUUGCCACUUGGCUAAGAACGUUUAAGGAGUCACUGAAAACAAAUUUCGAGGAGAGCGCCUCAACCAACGAAUCAAAGCAGGAUGACCUGAUCAAAGAUAUGACGUUCUUCAAAUUAGAUGCAGUGAUUUUUGCAAAGAGCAUGCUUAAACCACAAAAUACCAAGGGUUCUGAGCUCUUGGAAAAAGCAUUGCUACUUCUUGAUGAUAAGAGCGACGAAGAUGCGGAAACUGGAAAUCAGUCCAUUGUAUUGUAGUCUCCAGCAAUGACCGAUAGAAAAUGUCAAAGGGUUGGGGGUACCAGGCACAAUACCUUAACUACACCUUGUUCUACCGGGAGAAAAGGUGAUUGGAACUGAAAGCAAACCAAGCUUGAAAAUUGAAGGCGAGUUUAAUCACUAAACAGAGUUAACGCACUCAUACUAGUCAAGAAAAGAUGCUUUUAUUAACUAAUCAAGGCAAAGACUCCUGCUAAGAUGACUCACAAUCAUCUCCAGGAAAACCAUUUCAAAACUUUUGCUCAGUUAAAAAAAAA